This is a messenger RNA of Chaetomium strumarium, 1725 nucleotides long. RefSeq names its product glycoside hydrolase family 7 protein. Lineage: Eukaryota; Fungi; Ascomycota; Sordariomycetes; Sordariales; Chaetomiaceae. Gene Ontology annotation, biological process: carbohydrate metabolic process. The record is from RefSeq and is a predicted model, not a curated record. Gene Ontology annotation, molecular function: cellulose binding; hydrolase activity, hydrolyzing O-glycosyl compounds. Gene Ontology annotation, cellular component: extracellular region. The transcript is spliced from 2 exons. Bases 232 to 1635 code for a protein of 467 amino acids.
AACACAGAAAACAAGCAUUACCAAGCUCGACCAAGCUUUGCUUCCGAAAUUGCCAAGAUGCGGCUGCUGGAGAGGCCCACGACUACUCGGACUCCUAGGAGCGAACAGGAAGUCGAAUGAUAAAUAAGACGAAGCUCCUUCUGAUCUUCCAAUGGCUGAGGCAGGGUAUCACUGUGAUCACAAGCACCCACCCGGCAAGGCACCAAUCAUCCCAUUCCGCUAAGCACAAAAAUGGGACAGAAGAAGACUUUCCAACGCCUCGCUGCCACGGCACUGGCAGUCCUGCCGUUUGUCAACGGCCAGCAGCCCGGGUCGUCGACGCCCGAAGUGCACCCCAAGCUGGCCACGUGGAAGUGCACGACAAGCGGCGGGUGCGUCGAGCAGCAGACAUCGGUGGUGCUCGACUGGAACUACCGCUGGAUCCACACGGCCAACGGCAGCACGUCGUGCACGGCCAGCGGCGGGGUGGACAAGACGCUGUGCCCGGACGAGGCGACGUGCGCGCAGAACUGCGUGGUCGAGGGCGCCGACUACGCCAGCGCCGGCAUCGCGACGUCCGGGAGCUCCCUAACGCUGCGGCAGUAUGUCAAGGGCAGCAACGGCCAGAUGAGCAGCGUGUCGCCGCGGGCCUAUCUCCUGGGGCCGGACGGCAACUACGAGAUGCUCAAGCUGCUGGGCCAGGAGCUGAGCUUCGACGUGGACCUGUCGACGCUGCCGUGCGGCGAGAACGGGGCGCUGUACCUGUCCGAGAUGGACAUGACGGGUGGGCGGAACGAGUACAACACGGGGGGUGCUAACUACGGGUCCGGCUACUGCGACGCGCAGUGCCCCGUGCAGACGUGGACGAACGGCACGCUCAACACCAGCGGGCAGGGCUACUGCUGCAACGAGAUGGACAUCCUCGAGGCCAACGCGCGGGCCAACGCCUUCACGCCGCACCCGUGCGCCAACGGCGGCUGCGACAAGAGCGGCUGCGGCUUCAACCCGUACGCGCGGGGCUACACGAGCUACUACGGGCCCGGCAUGGCGGUCGACACGGCGCGGCCCUUCACGGUGGUCACGCAGUUCGCGACCAGCGACGGCACGACGGCGGGCAGCCUCAGCCAGAUCACGCGCUACUACGUGCAGGACGGGAAGAAGAUCGCCAGCGCGGCGCCCGGCGGCGACACCAUCACGGCGGCGGGCUGCACGUCGGCGGCCUCGUGGGGCGGCCUUGCCGGCAUGGGCCAGGCGCUGGGGCGCGGCAUGGUGCUGACCUUCAGCGUGUGGAACGACGCGGCCGGCUACAUGAACUGGCUGGACAGCGGCAGCAACGGGCCCUGCAGCAGCUCCGAGGGCAACCCGGCCGACAUCGCCGCCAAGUACCCGGACACCCACGUCGUCUUCUCCAACAUCCGCUGGGGCGACAUCGGGUCCACCGUGCCCAUCUCGGGCGGCGGCGGCUCAUCAUCGUCGUCGUCCACCAAGCCGGCUUCCACCAGCACCAGCACCAGCACUAGCACCACGACCAAGCCGUCCCAGCCGGCCCAGACGCACUAUGGCCAGUGCGGCGGCAACGGCUGGACCGGUCCGACCCAGUGCCAGAGCCCCUACACGUGCAAGAAGCAGAAUGACUGGUACUCGCAGUGCCUGUAACCUAUAGGGGGGAGGUCGAGGAGAGAGAAGGACCAAACGAAGGUGGCUUGAUUGAAAGGAUACUACUAUUAGUGCUAGUAGGAGUAGUUC